Molecule: messenger RNA, 2598 nt
Organism: Penicillium angulare
Lineage: Eukaryota; Fungi; Ascomycota; Eurotiomycetes; Eurotiales; Aspergillaceae
Product: beta-glucosidase
Exons: 3
Coding region: 1-2598 (865 amino acids)
Biological process (GO): glucan catabolic process
Molecular function (GO): beta-glucosidase activity
Source: RefSeq, a predicted model, not a curated record
AUGACGAUCGUGGUGAAGAACACUGAUGUUGCUGGGGUCGACGAUGACUUCAAGGAAAUCGCAAAUGCUGAUAUUGAGAAACUUCUCAAACAAUUGACACAAGAGGAGAAAGUGGCCCUGCUAAGUGACCAUCGAAACGAAACAGAGAGUCAGCUAACAGGAGCAACAGGGGAGGACUUCUGGCACACGGUCCCUGUCCCUCGUCUUGGAAUCCCUUCAAUCCGUCUCUCUGAUGGCCCCAACGGUGUUCGUGGAACACGAUUUUUCGGCAGUGUCCCAGCGGCCUGUCUACCGUGUGGAACAGCAAUUGGCGCGACGUUCGACCGAGACCUCGCAUUAGAAGUCGGUCACUUGCUAGCGGCCGAAGCAAAAGCGAAAGGCGCACAUGUUAUUCUGGGGCCGACAAUUAACAUUGCGCGCGGUCCAUUGGGCGGACGAGGCUUUGAGUCCUACUCAGAGGAUCCAUUAUUAUCCGGUAUUCUUGCUGGGUCUUAUUGUCAAGGGUUAAAAGAGCGAAACAUCAGUGCUACCUUGAAACACUUUGUUUGCAAUGAUCAGGAGCAUGAGCGGAUGGCAGUCAGCUCUAUUGUCACCGAUCGGGCAUUGAGGGAAAUUUACUUACUUCCCUUCAUGAUUGCUAUUUCCCUGGGAAAGCCAGAUGCUAUUAUGACAGCUUACAACAAGGUCAACGGGACACAUGCAGCUGAGCAUCCAGGACUCUUACAAAAUAUUCUUCGUGAUGAAUGGAAAUGGGAUGGGCUAGUUAUGAGUGACUGGUUCGGAACGUACAGUACCUCCGAAGCUGUGAAUGCAGGCCUUGACCUUGAAAUGCCGGGCCCGCCAAGAUGGAGAGGCUCAGCACUCACCCACGCCAUAACUGCAAACAAGGUCCCCCUUGCAGCAUUGAAUGCCCGCGUUCGCGCAGUCCUAAAACUGGUCCAAAAAGCAAGCAAGUCAGGAGUUCCUCAGAAAUACCCAGAAACACAAUUAAACCGCCCUGAAGACAGAGCGCUCCUGCGAAGGAUUGCUUCGGAAGCCAUCGUUCUGUUGAAAAAUGACCAAAACAUCCUCCCACUGAACAAGAACAAGAAAGUUGCUGUCAUUGGUCCCAAUUCUAAGAUCGCUACAUACUGUGGUGGUGGGAGUGCUGCAUUAAAUCCAUAUUAUACUGUUACUCCCUUUGAUGGGAUAUCUCAGUCUGCCACAGCAGACGUCGAGUUUUCACAGGGCGUGUAUGCCCACCAGAUGCUUCCAGUCUUAGGGAAGCAGCUUCGCACUGAAAGUGGGGAGACUGGCUUCAAGCUGAGUAUCUUCAAUGAUGCCCCCGGCGUACCUACAAGGAAACCCCUUGAAGAACGACAUGAGACAGAUGGAAUGAUUAUUUUCAUGGACUAUAGCCAUCCACAGCUGGCGUCAAUCUGGUACGCUGAUGUAGAGGGUUACUUCACACCCGAAGAGUCUGGUCUAUAUGACUUUGGCCUUGCCGUCUAUGGAACGGGCAAGCUCUACGUCGAUGGACAGUUGCUUAUCAACAACGCCGACAAGCAAACCCCCGGCACAAGCUUCUUUGGCUGCGGAACAGUGGAGGAGACCGGGUCUUUAGAACUCGUCGCUGGCCAGAAGUACAAUGUCCUCGUUCAAUGGGCAUGCAGCAAGACAAGCACUUUCAAAGUUCCUGGCGUCGUUGACUUUGGCAAUGGAGGCUUCCGUUUCGGUGCCUGCAAGCGACUCCAGCCUCAAACCGGCAUUGAGGAAGCUGUCAAAGUGGCUGCAAGUGUUGAUCAAGUAGUCCUUGUGGCGGGCCUAAGUGGGGAAUGGGAAUCAGAAGGCGAGGAUCGCGCUACAAUGAGUCUACCCCCUCACACGGAUGAACUCAUCGCAAAGGUCUUGCAGGCGAACCCAAAUACAGUGGUCGUUCUGCAAAGUGGUACCCCGGUGAGCAUGCCCUGGAUCCAUGAUGCUAAGGCCAUCUUACAUGCCUGGUAUGGAGGAAAUGAGACCGGUAAUGGUCUGGCUGAUGUGAUUUUUGGUGACGUGAAUCCAUCUGGCAAGCUACCUCUCACAUUCCCGAAGCGUAUUCAGGAUAAUCCUACUUUCUUUAACUACCGCUCUGAAGGUGGAAGGGUUCUCUAUGGUGAAGAUGUGUACGUCGGAUACCGGUACUAUGAGGGAUUGGACCUUGAGCCUCUUUUCCCCUUUGGACAUGGUCUCUCCUACACAAGUUUCGAGAUCUCGGACUUGACAUUAAGCAGAGAUUCAAAUACUGCUUUACAAGUCAGUUGCAAGGUGCGGAAUACAGGUCUCAAGCAUGGUGCCGAGGUGGUUCAGGUAUACGUCGCGCCUGUUUCACCUCCAAUCAGGCGACCUAUCAAAGAGCUUAAGGAAUUCCAAAAGGUCCUUCUUAAAAGUGGCCAAGAAAAGACAAUUACCAUUCCAUUAGAUAUUGUUCGCGUGACAAGUUAUUGGGAUGAGAAGACCAACAGCUGGUGCAGUCAUGAAGGAGCCUACAAAAUCCUAGUGGGAACCAGCAGUCGAGGAACUUUCCUAGAAAGCUCGGUAGACAUAACCGAGACAACAAACUGGACUGGUGGAUGGUAA